Molecule: messenger RNA, 591 nt
Organism: Lycium barbarum (goji berry)
Lineage: Eukaryota; Viridiplantae; Streptophyta; Magnoliopsida; Solanales; Solanaceae
Exons: 3
Coding region: 1-591 (196 amino acids)
Source: RefSeq, a predicted model, not a curated record
AUGGCUAACCUUACAAAACUCGAGUUCGUUGCCCUUGAUAUUUCAGACAAGAACUACCUAUCAUGGGUGCUAGAUGCUGAAAUCCAUCUUGAUGCUAUGGGUCUUGGAGAUACCAUUAAAGAAAAUAAUAAAGCAUUCAACCAAGAAAAUGCCAAGGCUAUGAUAUUCUUGCGUCAUCAUCUUGAUGAGGACCUGAAAAUUGAAUAUCUUACUAUUAAGAAUCAACUCGUUUUAUGGAAAAACUUGAAAGAAAGAGAAAAGAUUAGUGAUUCUGAUAAGCUGGAAAAGACGUUCUCCACUUUUCAUGCCUCGAAUAAUCGACCUACUGGCGCUGCACCACUCCCCGAAGUGAAUGAGGUGUAUGCCCACUACUCCAGGCGUGGAAAAGGUCGUGGCCCCGGUCGUGGUCAUGAUAAUAGUCGUGGUCGUGGUGGCUAUAAUGGUCAAAGAAGAAAUUAUUUUCCUGGUGUUAAUCACUCUUCAAAGAAAAAUCACCACCAAAAGGGUAAAAAGAAGGAUGAUAGGCAUGAAGUGCCGGAAGCACAUCGCUCAGAAAACAAAUGCUAUCGAUGUGGUGGAAGUGGACACUGA